Messenger RNA from Penicillium argentinense, 1635 nucleotides. Its product is annotated as splicing factor cactin. Bases 1 to 1635 code for a protein of 544 amino acids. Gene Ontology annotation, cellular component: cytoplasm; spliceosomal complex. Gene Ontology annotation, biological process: mRNA cis splicing, via spliceosome. Gene Ontology annotation, molecular function: protein binding. NCBI's taxonomy places the organism in Eukaryota, Fungi, Ascomycota, Eurotiomycetes, Eurotiales, Aspergillaceae. The record is from RefSeq and is a predicted model, not a curated record. The transcript is spliced from 4 exons.
AUGUCUGGGCGGCGCCCGGACUGGUCGGGCGCGCAGCGCGACCGGUCGCGCUCUCCCCAGCCGCACCCCCACAGAUCCCACGACAAUCGUCACUGGCGCGACAGACAAGACUCGAACCGCGGACGGGACCAAGGAAGACCUCGCCAGCCCCAGCAGCGGGACAUGCGCGACCAACUUCGCAUUAAUCAGCUACAAGAAGACGAGCAGGCUCGCGAGUGGGUGUCGCAGGAGGAUAAGUUCGUGCUGCAGCAAGCCAAGAAGAAAGCCGUCAUCCGAGUCAAGGACAAGCGCGCAAAGCCCAUCGACUGGCUUGCGGUUAUUCUUCGAGUGAUCGAUCCUACGCGCAACCCGUUCGAGGAUGAGGUGCCGGAUUCGGAGAUCGACAUCAUGCAUCCAGAUGGCGUAUUCGAGGGCCUGUCGCAAAAGGAGUUGCAUGAGCUGGAGAAAGAGAUUGAUACAUUCCACAAGCUGGAGACGAAUGAGAAGAAUCGCGACUACUGGCAGACCAUGAAAGUUAUCUGCCGAGACCGGAAAAAGACCGAUGCGCCCGAAUCGCGAGCUUUGAAGCCUGUGGCUGCUGAUAUAGACCGGCUUCUCGGGCCCAAGACAUACGAGCAACUCCAGACCUUGGAAGUCCAGGUCAAGCGCAAACUGAACUCGAACGAACCUAUUGAUACGGAUUACUGGGAGGAGUUGCUCCGCAGUCUGGAAGUGCGGAAGGCCAAGGCUCGAAUGCGUUCUCUCUACCAGACAGUGAUCGAUGAGCGAGUCCGUGAACUACGAAAACAGCAGCGAGAAGAGGCAAAGGCUAUUCAGGAAAAACUAGCACCCCUUGCACCACUCAUCUCUGCAGAUGAGAGCCAGCUGAAUGACCCCGCCGAGUUCGAAGGCUUGGAUCCAGAGCCUUUGCUGCAAGUGCGUCCUGAAGACAAGGGACUAGAGAUCAUGGACGAAGACGUCUUUCUUGCCCAGGUGGCACGGGACCGUGAGAAAGUUCUUCGUAUGGGCUUCGUUCCCCUGCGUCAGCGACAGGCUGAGAAGCCUGCCACUACCUUCACCACUGGCUUCGCCCUCCCUGCGUCCAGCACCACCUCAGCUCCCCCGGCCGGCCACAGGUUUGCCACUCUCCCCAAUGAAGAUUUCUCGCAGGCGACCAAGGCUUUGUACGAAAGAGAAGUGGCCAAAGGCGUCAGUGAAAAUGAGGAAAUCUUCACUGGUGAGGAAUCUGUGGGAACAGGCCAAGAGCCUGCAUGGGCUGGCAAGUACCGGCCUCGCAAACCUCGGUAUUUCAACCGAGUCCAAAUGGGUUUCGAGUGGAACAAGUACAACCAAACGCAUUAUGACCAUGAUAACCCACCUCCCAAGGUAGUGCAGGGCUACAAGUUCAACAUUUUCUACCCGGAUCUCAUCGACAAGGCUAAAGCCCCUACCUACAAGAUCGAGCGGGAGAACGGUCGAAAGCGUGGACAGUCCUUUGCCGCGGCCGGAGAGGACGACACCUGCUUGAUCCGAUUCAUCGCCGGCGCCCCGUAUGAAGAUAUUGCCUUCCGCAUCGUCGACAAGGAGUGGGACUACAGCGCGAAGCGUGAGAGAGGUUUCAAAAGCACGUUCGAUAAGAUUUACUACCGGAAAUAG